This is a messenger RNA of Acanthoscelides obtectus, 5136 nucleotides long. NCBI's taxonomy places the organism in Eukaryota, Metazoa, Arthropoda, Insecta, Coleoptera, Chrysomelidae. The record is from the annotation of a GenBank genome assembly.
GCCGGCACCUACUGUCACGCGAACCUCAAAAUUUAAUAGGCGACAUGUCCAACAACUCGGUAAUUCUCAGGUAAAAUUCGCCGUUCAGGCUUUAGGACCCCACAAUGAACAAGUCAAGUUCGCUAUAUUUAGAUAACCCAUGGAGCGAUGUCACCAGCAAACUGCAUUUGGCCAAGAAAAAGCUAGCUCCGGUAAUCAAAAACCUCAUGGAAUCGUCUAGCGGAGACAGUGAUCAUCCUUCUAUCACUGUGGACGAGUACUCAGAUGCAGUAUGGGCCGCUGAAAUCUUGGCAGAAGUCGAAGAAACGCUGGAAAAAUCAAAACGAAAAAGACACAUGAAACUUCCCCAUAACAUUAACACAAAAUUUGACUUUCCUACUAAAGUAGUAGCAGUAAACGAAUUAGGCAAAGUGUACGUCGACACUUCGGUCUUGGUACAACUCAUUGAACUCCACCAAUCACUUGGUGCUAUCAUCAAGAACAUCAAUGAAGGAAGGUACAACCGAGAUAAUCUCCCAAAGAAAGAGAAAAAGAAGAAUAGCAUCUGUUUGAAAGUAGUGGAGGAUCAACUCGACAAGACGCAAUAUUUGAAUAUGGAGGAAAACAAUAGAAGUUGCAAUAAGGUGGGCAAGCGCAUUGUCGUGAUGACGGCCAACGUUGUCUCUGAUAAUAGGACCCCGGAAGAUCCUGAUACGAGAAAGACAAAAUCAACUGAUUCGAAUGGUCUCCAUGAAAAUAUGCUAACAAUAGAGUGAAAAAGAAAGAAUCAAGUAUUAUGUGUUUUUGAGAAUUCGUAUACCUAUUUGACUCGAACAAUUCAAGGACGGGAUAAACGAUGUAUCAACUGAAGAAUAUAUCUUCUUAGAGCAAAUUCAAUUUCCUUGUCUAUUAAAGCGGUCGAGGUACUAGUUGCAAUACUUUCAUUUUCUACAAAGUUCUCUAUAUGACAGAUCUUCAACAAAAGUAGAUUCAGCCGGUGCAAGAAAAAUCAUCAUAAACUGUAUUGCUGAUUUAGAUAAAGUAAAGGAGUUUUUGGAAAGUGAUACAGAUCGUUCCCGCCACACAAGCCAGAAAUCUGUUUCAGAAAGUCAAAAAUCUGAUUCGAGGUACUCCCAAAGAGGUGAGACCAGUGAAGAUCCGCAGACGGUGUCUGGAGAAGGUUCGAGCAGCGCGCAGGAGAUCCUUUUGGAAGAGAGCGAUCUGAACUCCAGCAAAAUAGUAAUCUGCAUCAAAGGACAGAACGAAGAGGAUCUGCAGAUUGUGAUCAGACAAUGUCCGGAGUGCAAGCAGAACAACAUCGAACCUGCUCCUCAACCACAACUUCAACCUCAACCUUUAGCAAUAGCAGUACCACCACCGCCACCACCUCCUCCCCCAGCUAGGGUCCUGCCCCCCAGACAACCCUCAAUACGAUUCUCAAAUUCUAAUGUUAACGUGCCGCCUGACGGUGAUCCAUCGUCGUUGAGGGGUCGUGAAGUCGUCAUGGUGCAAGGUGGUGGUGCCGGAUCAGAUUCGGAAUCGACAGAGAAGACCAGGUUGAGCAUGUUAUUCAACGUACAAGACCCUACAAAAUCAAUCGUGGACUGUGUUCCGAUUAACAUGUAUGACCCACACCAGGUUUGCAUUAGAACCGACGGAGGAGAAGAACUGUUGCUCACUUUGACGGUAGCGCCGAAGAAUCCAACAUCGCCACCGCCUCCGGGUCCACUGCCAAGGAACAGAGACACUCAAAUUAGGUCCGAUGCCAGUUCUCAAAAAUACAACGUUUAGCAUACGAUAGUACACACGGAUUGUACAAAGAAUACGAACACGAGUAAAUCUCCAUAUCCGACAUCGGUUCUCAAAAAAACAACGUUUUCUAUUCGAUGGUAAAAACGGACUGUAGAUGCGAGCCGCACCUACGUACGGACUGUAGAUGCGAACCAAUGUGACCACUAAGCCAUGCCUCACCGAUGUACCUCUUUUAAGGCAGAACAACGGCCCCACGCUAGAGGCAACACCGAAAGAAUCGCCAGAAACUCCAGGAGAAGCAGCUCCAACUUUUGAAGAAGUGGCCGGUGACCAGCCAUUCAGUGUGGGGGAUAUCUUCAGUGAGGCAUCGGUGAAGAAUGCUCCCUCGGAAGCAGAAGCUAUUUCUAACGAUGAGCUACUUAUUCCGCUCUACAGGACCAAGGUCUGCUCCUCAUUGCAAUUGGACGUGGAGAGAUUACCAUCUCGAAUGCGUCACGAGGGAAUUGUUCAUGAAGACAAAUCUAUUUCAAUGCACUUCAACAAACUGGGCGUAGAUAAGAUCCUCAGAGCUUCUAGACCUGUGAAAUGCGCACGAAAGGCAGUCCUAAACGAGACAUCGAAAAAAAGCAUUCCCUAUUCCCCAAGCCUGAAGUCGUUACCCUUGGUAGAGGCAGAUUUAGACAUUAUCAACCAGUCUUUGGAGAUGAGCGUUACCAAGAGUCGUUCUUCAACUGUCUAUAUAAGAAAGCCAGCCAUUUCUAAGAUCGAUCGUUAUAGUAAUGUCAGACAAGUAUAUUACUUUCACGUCCACGUCCGCGUCCCCAUAGAAGCAAAACAAUUCCUGAUCAAGAAAAAACUGCAAUACUAUAUAUUCUUGAACAGCGACCUAGAUCAAGCUAAAGACCCCUUAGCGCAAAUUUUCGACAUCCAUAGCUGCAAAAAGCCAAAAAUCGACCAAGCAACGAACAGCGAUAUUAAGGGUGUGGUAUUCUAUGACAAAAUCGAGAAGAAACGACUCAUCAGACUUUUGCCUUCAGUCAGGGAGGAUAAGGAUGUAUUUACCAUGAAGGAGAGCAAGAUGGAGUGCAAAAGGAAACGGAAAAUACUUCCUAGUAGGAUACCGAUUUAUAAGUACAGGAGAAAAGGACAGUGUGCUUCCGAACUCCAAUUAUCUAAAGGAGAAAUCUCAACAUUUCCUCAGGACAGUAUGCAAGACUGGCUGAUGGAUGUGCAGUAGGUACUUUAGGAGACACGUCUGUGAUGGUAACAGCCGUUUCAAAAACAAAACCAACUCAGGCCAAUUUUUUACCUCUUGUUGUAGAUUAUAGACAAAAAUUAGCAGCUGCUGGUAGGAUACCAACAAAUUUUUUUAGGAGAGAACUAGGUCCCACAGAGCGGGAAAUAUUAACCUCCCGACUCAUAGACAGAAGUCUGCGUCCCUUAUUUCCAGAUGGUUACAAUUAUGAAACUCAAAUAAUAUGUAAUAUGCUAGCUGUGGAUGGGGUUCACAACCCAGAUGUGAUCUCCAUAAAUGCUGCCUCAGCUGCUUUAAGUUUAAGCGACAUACCUUGGAAUGGGCCCAUAGGGGCAGUUAGAGUAGGAUUUAUUGAUAAUGAGGUUAUCAUCAAUCCAACUAGAAAAGAACUUCAACUCUCCUCACUAAAUCUUGUGAUUUCUGCUACUAAACGAAACCUUGUAGUCAUGUUAGAAGGUAGUGCUAAUGAUAUACUUCUGCCUGAUCUGCAAAAAUCUAUCAAAACCGGUACCAAAGAAGCUCAACACAUCAUAAACGAAAUCGAAAAAUUACAAAAAACAUUUGGAAAACCAAAGAGAGAAAUGGAAAAACCUCCUGAGCUGUCAGAAGAAGCUCUGGAAGCUCUAAGGUCUAUGACAGAAAUGAGGGUUAAAGGAAUAUUCAAAAACUAUACUUAUGAUAAAUUAGGGAGAGAUCAAGCUCUGCAAGAGGUGAGAAAUGGUGUUGUAGAAGCAGUCAAGCCUACAUUCCCAGAUAUUGAUCCCAACUUAAUAAAUGAAGGGUAUAAUAAGAUCGUUAAGAAGAUAUUUAGGGAUGUUAUUUUUGAAGAGGCAAGAAGGUGUGAUGGUAGAGAGUUUAAACAAUUGCGUGAUAUUUCUUGUAAAGUCAAUUUGUAUAAACCUCUGCAUGGUUCGUCUGUGUUUCAAAGAGGACAGACGCAAGUGUUUUGUACUGUCACUCUCGAUUCUCACGAGAGUGCCAUGAAGUUAGAUCCACUCAGCAUGUUAGUGAGUGGUGUUAAGGAGAAGAAUUUUUUCGUUCACUAUGAAUUUCCACCAUUUGCGACCAAGGAAAUAGGAAGAAUUGGACCUAUUGGUAGAAGAGAAAUGGGACAUGGAGCUUUGGCAGAGAAAGGAUUAAUGCCAGUUUUGCCUCAUGAUUAUCCAUUUACAAUUCGUCUAACUUCGGAAGUUCUGGAAUCAAAUGGCUCUAGUUCUAUGGCUACUGUGUGUGGAGGCAGUUUGGCUCUAAUGGAUGCAGGUGUUCCAAUCAUCAGUCCAACAGCAGGAGUGGCCAUAGGUCUUGUUACAAGAUAUGAUGCGCAGGAAAAGGACAUUGAAAACUACCAAAUUCUUACAGACAUCCUAGGAAUAGAAGACUACAUGGGAGAUAUGGAUUUCAAAGUUGCUGGUACAAGAAAGGGAAUUACAGCCUUACAGGCAGAUAUAAAAAUACCAGGUCUUCCGCUAAAAAUUGUUAUGGAGUCUCUCCAACAAGCCGUGGAUGCCAAAUCUAGUAUUAUAAACAUAAUGCAUGAAUGUAUCGACAAACCUAGGGAACAAAAGAAAGAAAACUGGCCGGUAUGUGAAAAACUGGAAGUGGAAGCUCACAAACGAGCUCGCCUAUUGGGAGUUGGUGGAUACAACUUGAAGAAAUUGUAUGCAGAAACGGGAGUUCAGGUCUCCCAAGCAGACGAUACGGCAUUUCAGAUUUUCGCGCCAAGUCAACAUGCCAUGGAUGAAGCUAAGGAGAUCAUCGAAAAACUCCUAGCAACUGAAAAAGCGCCGGAGUUAGAGUUUGGAGGGAUUUACAAGGCGACCGUAGUCGAGAUAAGAGAUAUCGGUGUAAUGGUCACCUUGUAUCCUGGAAUGCCACCUGCGUUGUUGCAUAAUUCGCAGUUGGAUCAAAGAAAGAUAGCCCACCCUUCUGCCUUAGGCCUGGAAGUUGGUCAAGAGAUUCAGGUGAAAUAUUUCGGAAGGGAUCCAGUAUCAGGACUGAUGAGGUUAUCCAGAAAAGUUCUACAAGCUAUGCCCAGAUAGUAAAUAAUGUUGAGUGUUAAUAAAAGGUUUUAACUCCUUAUUUUUGUUAAUUUUUGUAUAAAAUACAUAAUCAUGAAAUAAAUAUACGUGAUUAUGAUUUUAAUUGCAAAA